Molecule: messenger RNA, 558 nt
Organism: Phialemonium atrogriseum
Lineage: Eukaryota; Fungi; Ascomycota; Sordariomycetes; Cephalothecales; Cephalothecaceae
Product: Alb1-domain-containing protein
Exons: 2
Coding region: 1-558 (185 amino acids)
Biological process (GO): ribosomal large subunit export from nucleus
Cellular component (GO): nucleolus; preribosome, large subunit precursor
Source: RefSeq, a predicted model, not a curated record
AUGGCAAAAGGCGGGAUAUCCAAGGGCACUCCCUCCCUUCAUUCCCGAGCUGCAAGGCGGGCAACCUCUCCCGGUAUCGACACCGACAAGUCGCUGAAGAAUUUGAAGCCUCCGGCCGAGUCGAUCAACCGCCGACCAGCAGUCUUGGCGGCGCACCAUAGCGGAGGGAUCACCAAGAAAUCCAAGACGGGGAGGAAGGCGGUGAUGAGCACCAAGGCAAGGCGGCGGCACGAGAAGGGGUUGGAUCGCGCCGAGGUCGUCGUGGACAGGACAGAAAAGAAGCUCCAGAAGAGUAAAGGCCAGGCUAGGGUCAUAAAGGCGAGGAGUAAGCCGUGGGACGAAGUCAACAAGGAGAUUCCUCCGCCAGACGCCAGGGACCUCGCCGUCGGGCUUCAGGACGGGGAGGACGAUGACGCUGGCUCCUACGCCGACACAGAUGAAGAGAUGGAUGUCCCUGACGGAGAACCAGCACAGAAGGACACUUCGUUGGCCUCCCAGUCAACGCCACUGGCCCCGGUCCCGGCGCCGGUCCUGGAUGAUGAAGAUGAGAUUUUGUAA